AUGCCUCCUCGGCGGGAGCGAAAGCCGUGGACCUUGCCGCCACCUCCAGGGCCCUCGUUACGCCAGCGAGUUGAACAGAAAGAGCGCGAGCAGGGUUUAAGAUGUUCCGAUACAUCAUGCGGGAUCGGUCCGUCAGAUGACGAGCCUUACCCUCCUCUCUCUCACUUGUCAAUGAAAGAGGUAUCGAUACACAAGCAAGUCGAUGGGGCUAUCGUGACCUCCGGCGCGGUGUGCGCGCAUAAGUUCCACCCUGCCUGUUUGGUCAGUGCUGAACGCGUUGCGGGAUGGGGUGGAAAAGAGACGAACGAUCCCAUGGUUGAAGUGUCGUGUCCGGUGUGCAGAGCCGUCGGAUGUGUGACGCGGUCAGAGUGGGAGGAAGGUAUUGUUGCUCUCUAG
This is a messenger RNA of Pisolithus orientalis, 396 nucleotides long. RefSeq lists its product as uncharacterized. The record is from RefSeq and is a predicted model, not a curated record. NCBI's taxonomy places the organism in Eukaryota, Fungi, Basidiomycota, Agaricomycetes, Boletales, Pisolithaceae. The coding region runs from base 1 to 396 and encodes 131 amino acids. The transcript has a single exon.